Messenger RNA from Cladocopium goreaui, 1194 nucleotides. The record is from the annotation of a GenBank genome assembly. NCBI's taxonomy places the organism in Eukaryota, Dinophyceae, Suessiales, Symbiodiniaceae.
AUGGAUCGCAUGGAGAAGGAAGGCUUCAACGAGACCUACAGAUACAUGCCAGAUGGAAAUCGUCUUCCCUGCUGGAACUCUGUGGGACGUCUCGACAUCGGUUCCGAGAGCUUGAUCGAUCGAUCGAAGUCGAUGAAGGCCUACGUCAUGGACCUCUUUGAACGCUAUGGCUCUGGGGAGGGGAACAUUGAGGGAGUCGACAUGUACAACGCCUGCUAUGGUGGACAGGCUGCUGGUCUGUGUGCACAGAACUGGGUGGAAUCCGACAGAUGGGAUGGUCGCUAUGCCAUCGCCAUUGCCACGGACAUCUCGGACGCGCCCUUCGAGGUGAUCUUCUCGGUAGGUGCUGCCUGUACGGCGGCGUUGUACUAUCCAGUUUGGGGUGCUCAGGGGAUGUGCAGUGGUUGGUGUGUUGGAGCUGUUUGGAUCAUGUUUGGAGCGGAGACCUGGCAGCUUCCCAUGGCCUCCCCACGUCGUGCCCUGGCCUUGGCCCUGGCCGCCUUGGGCGCCGCCUUCGCGGCGCCGGCGUGGUGGCGCAGAAGCCAAGUGCUGAGGGAGGUGAAAUCGAAGUCGGAACUGGAGCUCAUGGCUCAGCUGGCGGUGCUACUGAUGCCGGAGAAACCCAUCGAGGAGCUCUUUCGCAGUUUUCCCGCGCCCAGGAGCUGGAGUCGUGAGGAACUCUUGCCCGACUUGGCCAGCUACGGCGCCCUGCAGGACAAAGAUGCUGCGCUCUUCAUCGAAUACGAUGGACACCCUGCGCACGAGCGCGGCUAUGGCGACCGCACGGAUCGCCGCAAGAACCGAGCACUGCUGGAUGUCGCGCCUGAAGGAAGCGUGGUUGUCCGGAUUGGUCACGCCCGGCGCAAAGAUAUGGGGCCGCAGGUGCUGUACGUUCAAGUGCCGACCUGGCAACGUGAUGAGGACAAGUCCCUGACACAGAUCCUCUCCAAGAUCUGCAACGCUCUGCUGACGCUGCGCGAGCAGCUGGCACCCGACACGUCCCUGCGAUUGAUGCGACACCUCAUGGAGAACAGUCUCAACGUCACCGCCGCCGCCUACGCCGAGCGCCGCCGCUUCGAACACCUCGCGGAGCUUCCGCCGCCGCACGCCGACACCGAGGACGACGGCGAGGACGACGCGGCGGCGCGGAGGCAGAGGGCGCUGGAGAAGCUGUACAAAUCCUGGGGAGCCUAG